This is a messenger RNA of Stegodyphus dumicola, 747 nucleotides long. Its product is annotated as protein PFC0760c-like. The record is from RefSeq and is a predicted model, not a curated record. NCBI's taxonomy places the organism in Eukaryota, Metazoa, Arthropoda, Arachnida, Araneae, Eresidae.
AUGGACACGACAACAACAGCAAUGGAAUCUCGUCGUAUGAAACCAUUUGAAAAGUUACAAGAAUAUAAUUUAGCCAUGAGAGAUCUCUCGCAUAAAGGUUCUAUUGAUGAUUCUUCUCUGAUUGAGAACGUUAUAAACGAAAAAGAAUAUUUGAUUCCUCUUGAUGCGAUUAUCGGAAUUGACUUUUUGCAAAAAAAAAAAAAAAACCAGUUUACAUUUGAUCAAGACGGUAUUCAUUUAUGCAACAGUAAUGAUGAUCAAAUUUUUGUUAACGUUGGUAAUGUCAACAGUGAUCAACCCUUUCCAUUUGGUCUUUCACACAUCUCGAACUCUGAAAUUCGCAAGGAAGUUCAACAUAUCGUUACGCCUUACAAACAACAUAAAGCUAAUUCUGUUAUGAAAGAUUUUGAGGGAACGAAAGAAAGUGAAAAUCAGUUGAAGAAAACAGUUAAGUAUGAGGAUGAGGAUGACAGUGACAAAGAUGAUGAUGAUGACAAUCAUGAAGUUAAAGAAGAUGAUGACAAUGACGAAUUGGAUUUGGAUGAUGAUGACAUGUAUGAACAUGAUGUUGACAAUGGUUAUGAUGGCAAUCAUGUAGCUAAUGAGCAUGAUGUUGAUGAAGAUGAUGCUGAUGACAUUGAUCAUGUUGAUGAAGAUGAUGUUGAUCACAAUGACAGUGAUGAUGAUGGCAGUCAUGAAGCUGAUGAUGCUGAUGUAAAAGUGGGCCGGAUAAUGAAGAAACUGUGA